ACUGAUAAGCGUGAAGCGGUUGAUUAUUUUUUUUGCAAAAAUUCACGUGUAUCUUGUAGUUUUUCGUACUUUUGAUCGAUUUUAUAGAUUUAUUAUUUAUUACUUAAUAAUUUUUAACAUGUUUUACUCAAGUGUAGUUUAAGAAAGCACCCACAACAAUGUUAACUUCAAAAAUAUUCUUGAAGAAGACCAAACGAGGGAACAUUUUGAAAAUCGUUCGCGAACAUUACUUGAGAGAUGACAUAGGUUGUGGUUCAUUCGCUUGCGAUCAGUGCCUUGAAAUCAACGAAUUCGCCAACUUGGAAGAAAAACCACCGAUAAAUGUUAGCAAAGCUUACAGAAAUCCUCAUUAUCUGGUUGUAGACACGAAUGUGGUUCUUCAUCAGAUCGACGUCUUAGAAGCGGACGUACUACACAACAUAAUCAUCCUACAAACCGUUCUGGAGGAAGUUAAACAUCGUAGCAGUACUAUUUAUAAACGUUUGAAAGAUCUUAUUUCAAAUACCAAUAGAAAAUUCUACGUGUUUGUGAACGAACAUCAUAAGGAUACAUACAUCGAACGAGAACCUGGCGAAAGUGCCAAUGAUCGAAAUGAUAGAGCCAUUAGAGUAGCUGCUUUAUGGUACGAUAAACAUUUGAAAGAAAUUAAUCCAGAUAUUUCUCACAAGAAGAGACUUCGUGUUGUUUUACUCACCGAUGAUGCUGCGAAUAAAGAAAAAGCCACGAAGGAAGGACUCUUCGCUGCUUCCAUCGAAGAUUAUGUCAACUGUCUUCACGAUUCCAAAGGAGUUGAAGAUAAGAUCUCCAAAGCGGAUUGUUCGUUCGAUGACACUUCAAAAGAACUGUUUCCAUGCCAUUUGACACCAGUUCAGAUCCACGAUGGUAUUAAAUCAGGGAAACUUUUACAAGGCUCCUUUCAAGCUUCCAGAGAUAAUUUUCUCGAAGGGCAAGUUAACGUUGAAAGUUUCGAAAAACCUAUUCUAGUUCAGGGUCAUUCUGGAUUAAAUCGUGCUGUUGAUGGUGAUACAGUAGCUGUCGAAUUGUUGCCAAAAGAACAAUGGUCAGCUCCUUCAGAAAUUGUUUUGGAUGAUAAUGCUACCGUAGAUAAUGAUAACGAAUUAUCGGAAAUCGAAAUAAAACCAGCGGAACUGAAAGAAACCACGCCGACUGGGAAAGUUGUCGGUAUUAUUAGACGAAAGUGGAGACAAUAUUGCGGUAUUCUUCAAGAGAGCACAAUGCCUAAUUCGGUAAGGCACAUAUUUGUCCCAGCUGAACGAAAAAUUCCUAAAAUACGAAUAGAAACUAGACAAGCAGCUACUUUAAUGUCUCAACGUAUCAUAGUUGCCAUCGAUUCGUGGUCUCGUUAUUCUAGAUAUCCUUCGGGUCAUUUCGUCAGAGCCUUAGGUAAAAUAGGCGACAAAGCAACUGAAAAUGAAGUAUUACUUUUGGAACACGAUGUUCCUCAUAGUGAUUUCUCUGACAAAGUAAAAAGUUGUCUUCCAAAAUUACCGUGGAUUAUUACCGAUGAUGAUGUAGCCAAACGAGAAGAUCUUCGUCAUAUUGAUAUUUGCUCUGUAGAUCCUCCCGGAUGUACUGAUAUCGACGAUGCUCUGCAUUGCAAACUGCUAGAUAAUGGCAAUUACGAAGUCGGUGUCCAUAUCGCUGAUGUUUCGCAUUUCAUUCGACCUGGUACAGCUAUAGACGAGGAAGCUGCUCUUCGAGCUACUACAGUUUACCUAGUUGAUAAACGUAUCGAUAUGGUACCCGAAUUACUCAGCUCAAACUUAUGUUCGUUACGCGGUAACGAGGAAAGAUUCGCGUUCUCUUGCAUUUGGGAGAUAACCGAUAAAGCUGAAAUCGUCAAGACGCGAUUUUGCAAGAGUAUCAUCCGGUCAAAAGCUGCGUUCACUUACGAAGAAGCUCAACUGAUUAUCGACGAUGCUUCAAAGAAUGAUUCGAUAGCGAAAUCCUUACGAGGAUUAAAUAAGUUGGCGAAAAUUUUGAAAAGAAGAAGAAUCGACAACGGAGCGCUGGUUCUGGCGUCGCCCGAGAUAAGAUUCUACAUCGAUAGCGAAACUCACGAUCCUAUCGAAGUUCAAGCGAAGAAAAUCCGAGAGACUAAUUCGAUGGUUGAAGAGUUCAUGUUAUUAGCCAACGUAUCCGUAGCUGAAAAAAUUUAUCUAGAAUUCCCAGAGUACGCUGUCUUACGUCGUCAUCCUACUCCUCCUAUAUCGAAUUUCGAUCCUUUGAUCAAAGUCGCCAGUCAACUUGGUUUCGAAAUGAAUAUAUCGAGCAAUAAGGAACUAGCUCAAUCGUUGGAUUUGGCUGUUAAAAAAGAUAAUCCCUACUUCAAUACGAUGCUUCGUAUUUUAGCUACGAGGUGUAUGUUACAAGCUGUUUAUUUCAGUAGUGGUGUGGUCACCAAGGAAGAUUUUUACCAUUAUGGUUUAGCUGCUCCAAUUUAUACUCAUUUUACGUCUCCUAUUCGAAGAUACGCCGAUAUUUUAGUUCAUAGAUUAUUGGCAGCAUGUAUAGGAGCAGAUCAAACGUACCCGAACUUAUUGAAUAAACGUAAAAUCAGCGAAAUAUGUAAUAAUUUGAACUAUCGUAAUCGUAUGGCUCAAUAUGCCGGCCGGGCAUCUGUAGCUCUACACACCCAUAUAUUUUUCCGAGAGAAAAUUCAAGACGAAGAAGGCUAUAUUCUUUAUGUUAAAAAGAACGCUCUUCAAAUUCUAAUACCCAAGUAUGGUCUAGAAGGUACUUUGUAUUUGACUCCUCCCAAAGGUGUUGAACAAGAAGUAACUUUCACGUAUAACGACGAAAACCACACCCAGACGUACAAAGAUAUCGUUUUCCAUAUGUUUGAUCCUGUGACCGUUCAAUUGAGCUUGGAUCGAAGCAACGUUCAGCACGAAAAAUUAGUAUUCAAAUUGGUGAAACCUUACAUACCCAAGUUCAGCGUCCCUUCUGCAGGUCAAACUGAACUUAUGGAAGUGGAUGAACCUAAACCGUGUGAGAAGAGAAAAGAAGAGCCGGAAUCAGGAGAACAAGUCAAGGAAGCAAAUCGUAAACGCAAGAAGAAAAAGAAAUAAAUCAUGUUUUCUGUUUUCAUAUUAACGACGUUUUCAAUUUCUCGAUUCUAAUUGUACAUUUUUUGAUACCUAUUAUAUUGUUGAGAGUGAAUGAAA
Molecule: messenger RNA, 3188 nt
Organism: Planococcus citri (citrus mealybug)
Lineage: Eukaryota; Metazoa; Arthropoda; Insecta; Hemiptera; Pseudococcidae
Gene: Dis3
Product: exosome complex exonuclease RRP44-like protein Dis3
Exons: 16
Coding region: 159-3092 (977 amino acids)
Biological process (GO): rRNA catabolic process
Cellular component (GO): nuclear exosome (RNase complex); cytoplasmic exosome (RNase complex)
Molecular function (GO): endonuclease activity; 3'-5'-RNA exonuclease activity; RNA binding
Source: RefSeq, a predicted model, not a curated record